Suillus subaureus is the source of this 2674-nucleotide messenger RNA. Its product is annotated as condensin complex subunit 2/barren. The transcript has 7 exons. Gene Ontology annotation, cellular component: condensin complex. Gene Ontology annotation, molecular function: chromatin binding. The coding region runs from base 117 to 2651 and encodes 844 amino acids. Lineage: Eukaryota; Fungi; Basidiomycota; Agaricomycetes; Boletales; Suillaceae. The record is from RefSeq and is a predicted model, not a curated record. Gene Ontology annotation, biological process: mitotic chromosome condensation.
GUCACGUGCUUCGAGAAUGGACUGAUCAUCUUUUGUUGAACAGUACCAACGACGGCAACCAAACGGCUCAUUUUUGCGAAAGCGUCAAGGACGGUCGACACAAAGUUCAACGGAAAAUGAAUACCAGACGUGCCAGGAUUGCAGAUACGGAAAAUUAUGGCUCGGAUUCAGGCGGUGACACUGAACCAGAUGCACCAAGACCAAGACCAACACUUCGACAGGGCAGCAAGAAGCGGAUCAGUGAUAUGUAUGCCGGCGAGAAUGAAGCGCACUCUGAAUCUGGACGCCCUCCACUGAGGGCAGUCAAUAUAAAUGACGACGCGGCUGAGAAGCGCAGGCGGAGGAAGAGCAAUAAGCUAGCUGUCAUAGAAAACGCGGAAGCUGGGCCUUCGACAGAGCGUCAUGAUCAGGCAGAAUCUUCCAAGGCUGCACAGGCGAAGCUGAAGCAACAGCAGCUCAACUCUGUGGCCCCGCCUCCUGUCAUCAACGUACCCCUAGACGUCAUGAGCUCCAACUUUGAGGAAUGGAUGAAAAUGGCGACAGACAAUAAAAUCAACGCUGCGAACUCAUGGAACUUCGCGCUGAUUGAUUACUUUCACGAUAUGUCACUACUUCGAAAUAAUGUCGACAACUCCAUCAACUUCCAGCGCGCUUCAUGUACCCUUGAUGGCUGCGUUAAAAUCUGGACUAGUCGUGUCGACUCUGUUGGCACUGAAACAGGCAAGCUGCUCAGCAACCUUGCCAACGAAGGAAUGGUCGGUGAGGAAGACGAUGAAGCCCUGUCGGACAAUCCUGAUAGUCAAGACGCGACGCAGGCGAAGAAAAAGAAGAAAUCGCACCGACCCGACUCGACGCUCGCUAAAGACGCCUCACAGCUUCACAGCAAGAAGCUGGAUCUCGAGUUUCGCGUUGACCCCCUUUUCCGCAAAACUUGCGAAGAUUUCGACGAGGGCGGCGCACAGGGCUUGCUCAUGAAUCACCUUAGUUUGGGGGUUGGAAGUGAUGGUGGCAUGCGCGUCGUCUUUGACGCGAGUGAUUCUAUGGGCCGAGUGGCGGAAGAUGAGGAGGAUGAGGAGGAGCAGCAAGAAGAUGUGGAUAUCAGUUACCUACGAAGUCAAUUUUUUUCUGACUUAGAGGUCCUCGACGAUAAGGCGAUCUCCCAUUCACUAUCCGCCUUCUCGUUUGCCAAAGACAGUAACCGUAUGUUUGACGACUCUCUUUACCGUGACGAUACAGUCGAUAAUGAAGGUGGCGAUGAAGACGACAAUGAUCCGGGCUUCGGAGACUAUGGCGCAGAUGGUGCACCCAUGGAUGUGGAUGGUGAUCGCGGUGGCCAGGAUUUCUUCCAGGGCGACCAAGCUGUCGAUGAUGAUUAUGAUGGUGGGGAUGCUUUUGGAGGGGGUGACUAUGGGGGUGGGGAGAAUGAGUCGGUCGGCGCCGAAGGUGAUCAACGGCAUGCGGUACGACCAGGAGGCGCAUUUAUUCCUUUCGACCCACGACGUGCGCCAAACGAGCGAGAUCGCGUAAUAGCCAUUACCGACGCGGAUGGUGAAAACGCGAUGAUGGGUUACUUCGAUAAGAACCUCAUGAAAAACUGGGCGGGUCCUGAACACUGGAAGCUGAGGAAAGUGGUUCGGAAACCAGAGGCUGAUGCUCCCAAACCUCGGCGAGAGAAGAAGGAAGCGUUUAAGAUCGACUUCCUGACGCCCGCCGAGAAAGACAUCAGGACGAUUGCAAAAGAGAUGUUUGCGAAAGUCACGCGGGGGGCUGGCAUCACUUUGCCCAGCUACGGAGGUUCGAAGACUGGCAAGAAGGGUCGGGGCGGCCGCAAAGCGAAGGAGGAGAAGCGUGAUGAACAUACUCUUCCUGACGACAUGCACUUCUCAAGCAGGCAACUCGUUACCCUGUUCUUGAAGCCCAAAUUCUCGUUGAAGAUGCGUGGACAACCCGUCAGAUUUAAUGAGGAUGGCGACGGAGAGGUCGAUGAGCAAUUUUGGGCGCAGGCCGCAGCGAACCAAGCUGCGGAACGUGCGGCAGGUGAAAAUGAUGAAACCGGCGAUGGACUAAAUAUACCUUUCAAUACCCAGUUCUUCGACAACGACUAUGAUGACGGCCCGGGCUUUGACGAUGGUUUUGAUGGCGAUGGUGCAGCGAUGGAGGAUGCUGGAGAGCAGGACCUCUUGGCUGCCACACAAGGUCAGACGCGGCGGGUUCGACCAGAAUUUGUCAAUUAUGCCAAACGUGCCAAACGGGUAGACGUGAGGAAGCUGAAAGAAAACAUUUGGAAAGGCUUGGACAUUAAGGUUGGGAAGCCGAAGGAGGACGAAGAAGACGACAAUAUGGAUGUCGAUGACACGUCUCUUACUAGCCCCAAAGAACAUAGAAUUUUCAGCUCAGUAAUUUCUGGACUACAGAAAUCGUAUCCGAAGGACAAGAUGGAAGAGAUCAGCACGAGCUUCUGCUUCAUAUGUCUACUGCACCUUGCUAAUGAACAGGGACUGAAGCUACAGACUUCUCCUGGCGGCCAGUUAGACGAAGAGGAAAAUGAAGCCAUGGACUCUGAAGACAGAGACAAAGUGGGAGACAUAUGGAGUUUAAAAGUGUGCCCGCUGCUUUUUUCAUUGAUCGUCGCUGACCCUUUGCGUCCAUAGGUGUUUAGGGACCCAGAUGCUAC